CACAGAUCUAAAUUCUACCCGCGCCAGUCAAAAAAUGAUGAGGGAAAUUGAUCCAAAAACAGCAUAAAACUCCCAAUGACCCCGAGUUGCUGACUUUACAUAUUUUUGUUCUCGCUUGAUGAAGAAAUUUGGGAUAUUUUCAUUGAUAAUUUUUCCUGCUUAAUAUUGUUUCAAAUACACGCGCGUAUAAAAUGUUGGAUUCAGACAACCCGUACGCAGCUUUGUCAACAGAUGGGAAUGCCGAUAUUGGAAACGGAAGUGAGAAGGAAGUCUCGUUCUUUCGAUUCAAAAGCUUAGCGCACGAUUCCAGAGUCAGGAUACCAAAUGCAGCCUUUAAGCAAACUAAAAUCAACAAAUCAACUGCUUUGUUUGAUUGCUCAAGUCAUUACAACUACUUUGUAGCAGCAACUUUGGAUGGUUUUGUUUUGGGUGAACUGAAAAAGUUGCGAACACAGAUAUAUGAGACAAAACGUGGCGAAACCAGCAGCUUGAAAGACUACAUUUUGGUGCCUGUAAAAGAAGGUCAAAUUGAUAUACUCUGUUUAUCAGCGAAUCAGUGCCAGUUGUUCAUUGCAGUUUCUGGUGGGAAAUUGUUAACGUACAAUAUCCAAGAUAUCAUCAAAAAUAAAGCAGAUGCAGUGCCAUUCGCCAUACAAGCAUUGGAUAGCGACAUCACAUAUAUGAAACCAAAUCCAGAAGCCUACACAGAUAUCAUUGCCAUUUGCACAAAAAAUAAUGAAUGUUCGCUGAUUAAGUAUGCUAAUCAAGAAGUCAUUACUACCAUACCCGGUAUUUUCACGAUGUGUUGGUCGCCCAAAGGGAAGCAAUUGAUUUGUGGUUCAAUGAAAGGUUGGCUUGAAGCCAUUGAUGUGCACGGUACUAAGAAAGAUGAAAUUCCUCCACCCUCGUCUAUGCAAGGCCGUUAUGUGAAUGCUGUGCAAUGGAUCGACAAUAACACCUUCUUUGUAGUUUAUUCUCAACCUUUCAACCCCGCUGACGAUACUGCAGAGCAUGUGCAUUCACCUUUUAUUGUCAAUCGCAAAGCUGCAAGUAAUGCUGAAAUGUAUGAAUUGCUAGGGGAAAUUAAUCCUGUUUUUGGCAUGGUUGAACGAGAGGAUCACUUUGAUAUACUCAUUGUACGUGAUUUCGGUGACGAUAUUAAGUGCUUGCUUAUCACUUUCGAUUCAGCCGCUACUGAUAUUUCUUUCGUGGGCCAAGAUAACGCAGGAAACUGGGCUACAUGGAUGAUAGAGCCUGCUCCAUGUUUACCAGUCUCAAGUGAUGGAGUCAACGAUACGUACGCUGUCGGAACAGGUAUAGAUUUCUCAGUCUCUGAACCUUUACCAGCCGUAGAUACAGCGGACGGUGGUGACGGAUCUACACCAGUACCGCCUAUGCCUGUUGUUUACUAUAUGACAACAGAUGGUGAUAUUUGUGCUUACCAGCUCUAUAAUGAAAACUUGGCCAAAAAGGUACAAGGCUAUACGGGUAUGGUUGACGCCAAAAAUAUGCAAGAUGUGCCUUUGACUAGAGAAAUUUCAAGCCCAUCUCUACAGCAAACCACACCUGUUUCAGCUUUCGGUGCUACUGUAGCGUCUGGAACUUUCCAGCCGGCUCCUUCUGCAUUCAGCGCUUUUACGUCAACAGCGACACCUAAUUCGGCCUUUGCCGCCGUUACAGGAUCACCUCAAUCAGCCUUUGCCUCAACUACUGGAAAACAGCCUUCAACACAUUUCCCAUCUUUUAGUAGCUUGGGUGCGAAUGUGACACCACAAAAAAUUAACACUAGUAUGAGUCCCUCCUCUGCAUUCCCAUUUACAGCAAAAAGUAGUAAUACUCUAGCGGCUACGUCGCCAUCGUUCGGUCAACCGUCAGCUUUUGGUAUGGUUGGGAACAAUGGUCCGAACAAUGCUCUUCCACAAACCCAAUCAUUUGCUUCCCUUGCAAAAGUGAGCUCGUCUGUUGCUAGCGGUAGCUUCGGCAGCAGCAAUGGCACUACUUUUAAGUUUAAUAGUACGUCACCUAGUGUCGGUUUUGGACAAAGCAGUACUUUCGGUCAGCCAAGCAACUUUGGACAGCCAAGCAACUUUGGACAGCCCAACUCAUUCGGUGCUAGCAAUCAAAAGAGUAGCCCGUGGGCUCAGCAAGCGAGUAAUGCAGCUUCAUCAUUUAGCGGCUUCCCAAAGCCCACUUCUACAAACGCCUCCAGCGAGGAAGCCAAACAAUAUCCGUUUGGAAAACCUCUUUUCAAUACUUCUAACACUGCCUCUAGCGAAACACCCGCAGACAGUAUGAAACAGACACAAACUAUGCAUGGAAAGGGAGAAAAUACAAGUGGUCAAUCUGCAGUGGGCAGUCUUGCUCAAGCUAUGGCCUCUACCACGGUUACUGAUGAGAUAAACGAUAAAAAAAAACAAGAGCAAAAAGAGGAAGAAUUGGAAGAACCAAGCAAUAAGGCUGAUGAAAGUGUUGUAGUCGUUGAAAACCCCAGUAGUCACAGUAGUAGUGGUAGCGAUGGUGUUCAUACGAUAGACGAAACAGAUGAAGAAGAAAAGGAGGACGACCAUCGAUCAUUAGACUUUUCAUCCUCAGAUAAAGUCUCUUUUAAUCAUACCGAAGACUAUGAUACGGAAAAAGAAGAGAAUCAAUCAGACGAAAUUGAAAGUGAUAUUAGUGAGAGAAAUGAAGAUGCUGAAGACUCAAAUAGUGAUCAGGAAGAUGCACAUACCGACAAAGCGGAGGAGCCAGUAUAUGAAGAGAAGGAACCAGGGCCUUUGAAUGAGACAGAAAAGCUUCCAAUGUCUACACCAUUCGAUGAAAUAACGAGAGAUCAGGGAGAUAACUUUGAAGGCAAACAGCAUCUCCAGCAGGCAAUCACGGAUAGAACAACUACUACUCAGAACGAUGUUUCUAGUAUGAGUCCAUCUAUACAGGUUGAAGUGACACAUCAACAGGAAAUUAUGCCUGAAGUGAGAGAGACAGAAAUAGAGAUUGAGUUGACAGAUGAUCAAAAGCAAAUGAUAGAAGAAGAGAAACGUAUGAUUGAGGAAGAAAAGCGUUAUGCUGAAGAAGAGCAACGAAGAGCAAACGAAGAAAAGAAGAAAGCAGAAGAAGCAAGACAAAAAGCUGAAAUCAUUAAGAAGAAGGCAGAAGAGGAAAUUCAAAAGGUGAGAGCUGAAAGACGUAGAGCAGAGGAGGUACGCCGCCAAGCCGAAGAGAGUAGGAUAAGGGCAGAGCAGGAGCGACGCGCAGAAGAAACACGAUUAGCAGAAGAAAAGCGUAAAGCUGAAGAAAAGCUUUUGGAAGACAAGAAAAGAUUAGCAGAAGAAAGCUUUCAGUUUGUUAGAAAGGAGAAGCAAAAACCAUCAGUAGCGGAAAUAAUAGAAGCUAAAAGGGCUCCCGGUUUGACAGGAAUUGCGAAGGCGUUUGAAGAUAUCUGUUUUGAUUUGAUGCAGGCAAUACAAGAGACAUCUACAAUAAUUAAUGAGAAUAAUGAGGACAUCACAUCUCACGAUAAAGAUAGCCUCGCGAAGAAAGACCUUUCUUGUUUUGAAAGAUGCGAUAUAAAGUGGAAAUUGUCAGAUAUCGAAGAAACGCCAUAUAUGACAAAAGCUUUGCUCAACCAAUGCGACAAGCUUUUCGAAUCAUUGGAGAAAUAUUUAACAUUAUCGACAGACUUGGCAGACAAUGUUGAUCGACUUACGUGCAAGAAAGAUACGAUUGCAAAAGCGAUUGAUACAAAGGACGUUGAUGCGAUGUUGAGUGAUGCCGUUAACAAUGAUCGCUCUUAUGUGGAAACAACAGUGAACGCAGAGUUGGAGAAGUUAAAGACAACGACAAGUAUUGUAGAAAGCAAAUUGGACAAACUCAAAAAGAAGUUGAAUAAUGAGGCGAAGAAAAAUAGCAAAUAUGGUCAACUGACCAAUCAAAGCUUACGUCGUAUUCUUCGUGAUAUUGAUCGUUCCAUUGACGAAGCACAAUCAAAGAUUAGAAGUAUAAUGAAAAAAGACUGCGCGUUGAAAUCCAUGGAAGACGAUGAAAAUGCAAAUAGCAGCAUUAAAAGCACCGAGUCUCAACAUGAAAAAGAUUUGAAAUCCAAGUAUCGUGCACGUAUGACAGAUCGUGCUGUAUUCCUCGGUCUUAUAGCCAAUUUGAAAUAAGCAAAGCUUUCCCCCACAUUUCACUUAACAGAGAUAUUAGGAACUUGGCUGCCAUUGAUCAUUAAAAUGAUACUUUAUGAAACUUGCUGUACAAUAUUAUGAAGAGUUGUACGUGAUGCUGUAAAUUGCCUUUAACCUAUUCUCACUGUUAACGGGCGUUGAGAGCUGUAUCUUCUACUGACAAUAAAUAACGAGCGUGGUGCUUAAAGUGUUCAAGCC
Mycotypha africana is the source of this 4379-nucleotide messenger RNA. RefSeq lists its product as uncharacterized. Lineage: Eukaryota; Fungi; Mucoromycota; Mucoromycetes; Mucorales; Mycotyphaceae. The record is from RefSeq and is a predicted model, not a curated record. Gene Ontology annotation, cellular component: nuclear pore. Bases 192 to 4160 code for a protein of 1322 amino acids. Gene Ontology annotation, molecular function: protein binding. The transcript is spliced from 8 exons.